Molecule: messenger RNA, 767 nt
Organism: Phaedon cochleariae (mustard beetle)
Lineage: Eukaryota; Metazoa; Arthropoda; Insecta; Coleoptera; Chrysomelidae
Source: the annotation of a GenBank genome assembly
AUGAGUUCUACAAGAAGCAAACUAGAACUGCAAUCCAUCAUCAAAGAUACCAUCACCGAGCUAUUCUCAAGUGAGGAAUUCGUCAUAAGUAUAACAAAAACCAUAGCAGCUAGGAUCGAACAAAAAAUAAGGCAAAUUGAAGAAGAUGUAAAAACUAUGAAUGAUAAAAUGAAACUACUAGAGAUAAAAGUCGAUUCUCUCCAACAGCAAGAACGAAUCAAUAAUAUAUGCAUAUACGGAGUGAAUGAAGAAACCGGGGAGAACCUGAAAAAUAAAGUAGCGAAAUUGUUGAACGAGAAUAUUGACUCGUCCCUACAGGAGGAGCACUUAAUAGACAUAUACAGGGUAGGCAAAAUUAACAGUCGUCCUCAAGGUAAAACAAGACCAAUCAUAGUGAAACUAAUAUCCUACGACCGUAAACUGACCUUACUGAAGAACAUAAAGAAACUGAAAGGUAAAAACAUGUUCAUCACUGAAGACCUGGUGAAAAACAGACAGACCUUACUAAUGAAAAGUAAAGAUGUCUUCGGAAAACAAAAUGCAUGGUCUUUCAAUGGACAAAUCUAUGUGAAAAUUGGGGGGAAAACUGAAAAAAUAUAUAGCCAUCGGGACAUAGAAAUAUACUCUUCGAGCUGAAAAAUUGAAUGGAGGAGCCUGAUUAAAAUGAUUUGAAUAUUUCGAUUUUGUAUUCCAUAUUCUUUUCCUAAAUAUAACUUCUCACUAGUAAAUAAUUUUUUCAUCAAUGAUCGACUUUCUCGAUGAGUUGG